CGUAUUAUUUAUAAGUAGGUACAACCUAGUGUAAUAUAUAGUACCUACGUAAUAACGAUAGUAGUAGUAGUAAUACAAUGACGACAAUAUUGUGCAUUGGAUGCGAACGCGGCGCACGCGGAAUCAAAAGAACCAAUAGUGUGCCUAUAUAGUAAAUUAUACCGUACAGCUGGUAUAGUACCUAAACUUAAUACGGUCCCUCUCUCCCGGACAUUUCACGAAGGUCAAAAUGCAUUGGCAUGCAUUGCCACCGCGACGUGUGACCGCAGUUCGAAAUUUCGUCGUCAACACCGGAUUCAGUCGGUCGGCUAAAGGUUCAAUGAAAACUCCUCCGACACUCCAACAUUCGCUCCGAUCUUAUAAAUACACUGCGAUAAUAGCCGUGUCGUCGCGAAUAUCCUAAACAUUACAGCAGGAAACACCAGCCGAUCACCAUCGAUCCGACGACUCUCCGCAACACGUGCCACACCGCCGCCGCCGCCGCCGUACUUGUCCGUCCGUUCGCGAUAACCGUAACGUGCGAUAAGUGUCGUUAGAACAAUACAAUAUUAUUGCAAUACGAGUAAAAUAAUAUUAUACACUUUAGGCAUUGCAACGAUUUGUCCGCCCGACGUGUAUUUCUCAUAUUCGUUUCCGCGCGCCACCGCCGCCUAUUUCCUCAGUCCGAUCGUUAGAAUUUUUCUCGCCGUCUUAUUCCACCGAUCCCGUAUGUACACGAGAAUAUAAAAAAUAUUGCCGGCAAAAUACAUCAUAACCGGACAGCGACCCAUUGACGACUACCGGUGCCGCGUUGUUUAAUAAUACUAAUAAUAAUACUUUACGGCGACGGUGCUCGUUCGCGUGCAGAUAGGCAGGUCUAUUCGUCGUCGCCGACGGCGGUCGUGUGUCCGUAUACCUACCUUACGCCGACCGGAAGUCCGAGCGAUCGUGUUUAUCCGACGCGGGGAAAACACAACACGGUGUUGUGUGCAGGCACUGUACCUGUUAUACACUCGCUGUACAGAAAAAAAAUACAGAAACGAUCGCGCAGAUCGUAAUCUAUCUAAAAAUCGGAUUCGCGCCGUCUAACGUUUGCGCGUGCAAAUGAAAUGCAACAACUUAUAUUUGGAAAUGUUAGGUACGGUCUUAGCGGCUUUGGUCUUCUCAUCAUUUCAUACGCUUUGUUUUUCUUCAACCCAGUGGAAAUCAUCAAAUCAGCGAAAUUGAAAUUUGUCGAAGGAUCUUACGCGUUUCAGCUGUGGCAAAAACCUCCGGUUAAAGUUUACGUCAACGUGUACAUAUUUAACGUGACUAACGCGGAUAGAUUUUUGGCGGGCGAAGAUGAAAAAUUGGAUGUCAAAGAAAUCGGCCCGUAUGUUUAUUGGGAGGAGUUGGAAAACACGAACACUACGUUUCACAACAAUGACACUGUAACGUAUAUUCCCAGGAGAAAACUACAUUUCGAACUUAAAUCGUCUAUCGGAGAUCCCGAGAAGGAUCGCAUCUUCGUUCCUAACAUCCCCUUAUUGGGAUUCAGUUCGAUGCUCCGGAGUUCACCAAUGUUCAUAAAUUUAAUGUUCAAUUCGUUGGUCGAAUACCAAGAUUCACAGCCGAUACUUAAUCUAUCUGUAAAUGAUUUCUUAUGGGGAUACGACGACACGUUAGUUAAGAUGGCCAGCAGUGUGCUACCCACGUGGAUCAAUUUUUCAAAAUUUGGGCUACUCGAUCGGAUGUUGGAUGAAGGGACCAAUGUUAUCACAAUGACAGUGCCAUCGGAACGACAAACAAAACGUCCCUACACAAUAGAUAACUUUAAUGGAUCGCCGAUUUUACACCAAUGGGCCAAUACUGAUGCACCUAAUGAGAUGAAUAAAUGUUCAUUGAAUGCAUCAUCGGAGGGGUUACUGUUUCCAAGGCACUUGACCAAAGACAUGCAUUUUCCAAUUUAUCGAAAAGCCUUCUGCAGAACGUUGCCGCUGACUUAUAGUUCUACCACCAAUAUGCCCAUUGGGUAUCCCACUGUUUAUUUAUACAAAUUUUUGCCUGAUGUUUUUAAUUCUUCUAUAGAUGAUAAUAAAUGUUAUUGUCCGAAAGAUGGGUGUUUGCCGCCCGGACUGUCAGACAUAUCGCCGUGCUACUAUAAUAUACCGGUAGCAGUGUCGUUUCCACAUUUUUACGGUGGCGACCCGGCGUUAGUGGACAAUGUCAAUGGAAUUGCUCCCAACAUGGAAAAACAUCAAUCCGUAGUUGCUGUACAACCGGAUCUCGGUAUACCGCUGGCCGUGGACAUUAAAAUCCAGUUAAACCUAAUCAUAAAGACCACUAGAUAUGUGAGCCGUGCGAAGAAGUUCAAUGGAUUGACUUUACCGAUAUGUUGGUUGCAUUUGGAAGUGAAGAGCCUGCCCAGCUCGCUGAACGCGCUGAUCUACCUGUGCUUCAACGUCGGACCGGUGCUGGUGAAGGCGGUCGUCGCACUGACGGCUUCCGUGGGCUUUUUCCUGGUCGGCCUGGCCGUCAAACGGUUCGGCCGAGGUCAGCAGAAGCAGCAGCAGCAGCAGCAGCAGCAGCAUCUCGUCGUCAACGGGUCCGCGACCGGAGACCACGAGAACGGGCGUUGCAAAGGUCGCGAAGACGACGACGGCGACGGCGACUACGAAGACGGCGGCGGCGGCGCAGAGUCCGGCGGGCUGAUCGUCAAAUGCGGGUCCGCGUCCGGACGGUACGGCGACAAAUCGUACUUGCCUUUGCACCGGGUCACCGUUCACGGGUCGUCGUCGGUCGUCGUCGACUACGAUCAAUCGCAGGACUACGCGAGAGGCCGAUGACGAUUAGACGACACGAUAAACAUAUCCGAGACAGUGAUAAAGAUGCACUGCUCCCUUUUUACGUAUAUUAUUAUGAUGUUAUUGCGAACGGUCCUUAAAAUAUUAUUAUUAUUGCCGCCGUCGCCGCCCGUCGUCGAUAUCGUUGCCUUCACGCGCGCCUCAUGCACACACGUCGUACCGUCAUUUAUAUACGUUAUAUAUUUAUUCAUCACCAUAAUUAUUAUUAUUAUUAUUAAUAUUAUUAGUAUUAUUAGUAUUGUUAUUAUUGUUAUUGUUAUUGUCAUACCAUAUUAUAUUAUUACCGUGUAUACCAAGACACGCCUCGGGAGUCAGACCGUGUGUCGAGUCGGGUUGCCUAGCCUAACCCGACCUGCUAAAACCUAUAUUGUAUCAUAAUGUCACUGAUAUACCUGCCAUGUUUACUGUAUUUUCUGUCCCGUCUAACCUUCGAUCCGGUCUAGUGCAGCGAAGUUCGCGAGAAAAAACACUGUGGAUCUGAAAUAGUGGUGCCCAGUAUAAGUGUCGUAUAUUAUUGUAUAGGCAUACACUCGUCGCGUCGUGAACGCAUAUUAUCGACUCUCAGCGCUGUCCCGGUCACUCCAGGUAACCGUGGUGUUCAACUUUACGCGAGAGGUUGUUUAAAUUUUUCUUUUUUACUUUUCCACAUUAUGUUUCAUCGGGAAUUCGGUACAACGUAUUUCACCAUCUCUGUUGUACCGUCCUUCACUCGUGCUAUUUCUGUAAUUGUAUCGGUAUUUUUUUUUUUAUUUUUUUUUUUUUUUUGUUAUUCCCGAUAAAAAUGUUCGUUAGUAAUCGUCCGACGUAUCAAUAUAUUAUAACACAAUAUUAAUUUUAUUUAAUCAACGAAAUUUAUUUCCUCGUGUUGACAGUCGUAUAAACUCAAAGCUGUCGUACAUAAAACGCCCCAUUUCGUCCAGGUCGGGUAUACUGAAGAAAAAGUCAGGAAAUCGUUAAAUGUCGAUAAAAAACUUCAGCAAAGCGAUAUUGCAUCGUUAUAUAGGUAGGUGAGUAUGACUCCUGAUAGCAUAGAUUUCGAUAUUAUAUUUUAUUAUCAAAUAUAUAUAUAUAUAUAUAUAUAUAUGGAUAAUACAUAUAUGUUCCGCGAUGUGAUUACGAUUAAAGGGGCGUGAAAACAACCUGAACGUUGACACUGCAACGACGUCGCCCCUAUAAUAUUUAUGUAUAUAAUAUGUAUAUACAUUAUACACGGUGCAUACCUUUCUUUUUUUGUUUUUGGACUUUGACGAUCGAAUCCACCUACAAACGCUAAAAUAAUUCAUUUCAAUUUCUGGGGACAGCAAGGUAUACAUAAUACAUAUUAUAUAGGUACUAUAUAAAUUCAAUGGAAUCGCCACCUCUAUCGCAUAUACUACGGACGAUCGAAGUUCAUGCCAAAAAACUAUUGAUACAUACUAUCUAAAUGUAUAAUAUAUCAAAUACCUGUAUAAACUUACUUUGUUGAAGAAUGUUUUCACGCGAGAGAUUUAUCGAAAAGUUUUGGAACAUCAUCUCCGCGCAUAAUACUACCUCCGUACUAUAAAUGGUUAAAACAAUUACGUUUCACGCGUUUACCUUGUAUUUAAAUUAAAUAAUACUAUCAUAUUUAACACAGCUUUGUGCAAUCGUAAUAAUUGUAUAAACUUGUGUUUGUUUAAGAAAUGUAUUUACCACGAAUUAAAAUGCAUUUUU
Melanaphis sacchari is the source of this 4514-nucleotide messenger RNA. RefSeq names its product scavenger receptor class B member 1-like. The transcript is spliced from 11 exons. The coding region runs from base 1089 to 2804 and encodes 571 amino acids. Gene Ontology annotation, cellular component: membrane; cytoplasm. The record is from RefSeq and is a predicted model, not a curated record. Gene Ontology annotation, molecular function: scavenger receptor activity. NCBI's taxonomy places the organism in Eukaryota, Metazoa, Arthropoda, Insecta, Hemiptera, Aphididae.